AUGGCGACGAUACUCGGACGUGUUCUUGUAUAUGGUGGCAAGGGUGCUUUAGGUUCUACUUGCGUUUCGAAAUUUAAAUCGAACAACUGGUGGGUUGGAUGCAUUGAUAUGAAACCAAAUGACCAAGCUGAUGCAAAUAUAAUUGUAAAACCUGAAAAUUCUUGGCAGGAACAGCAAAUUAAUAUCUUAGAGCAAAUUACAAAUAUCUUAAACGGAGAGAAAGUAGAUGGGGUAAUUUGUGUAGCUGGAGGAUGGGCUGGUGGAAAUGCUGCCCACAAAGACUUUAUUAAAAACAGUGAUCUUAUGUGGAAACAGAGUGUAUGGAGCUCAGUUAUUGCUGGUAGCAUUGCUGCCUAUCAUUUGAAAGAAGGUGGUUUUCUUUCUUUGACUGGUGCCAAGGCUGCAUUAGCAGAGACACCGGGAAUGAUUGGUUAUGGAAUGGCUAAGGCUGCAGUUCAUCAACUUACCAAGUCUUUGGCAGAUAAAGAAAGUGGUCUUCCAAAAAAUUCUUUAGUCACUGCUAUUUUACCAAUAACUUUAGAUACACCUAUGAAUAGAAAAUGGAUGUCCACUGCUGAUACUUCUACCUGGACUCCUCUUGAAUUUAUAGCAGACCUUUUCUGGAAAUGGUCGCAAGGUCAAGACCGGCCUGUUAAUGGUAGUCUUCUGCAACUGAUUACUAAAGACAAUAAAACAGAAUUGAUUACAGCUUAAAAAGAAGA
Messenger RNA from Dufourea novaeangliae, 722 nucleotides. RefSeq names its product dihydropteridine reductase (gene Dhpr). Gene Ontology annotation, biological process: tetrahydrobiopterin biosynthetic process; L-phenylalanine catabolic process. Gene Ontology annotation, molecular function: NADPH binding; 6,7-dihydropteridine reductase activity; NADH binding. NCBI's taxonomy places the organism in Eukaryota, Metazoa, Arthropoda, Insecta, Hymenoptera, Halictidae. The coding region runs from base 1 to 714 and encodes 237 amino acids. The record is from RefSeq and is a predicted model, not a curated record. The transcript has 5 exons. Gene Ontology annotation, cellular component: cytoplasm.